AUGAACCCAGCACGGAGACGCUGCCGGCAGCUCCAGCAUCGGCAUGCGGCGCUCCAGGUGGAGGGGGCGGCGGGAGACGGAGGAGGGGCAGGGGGGGACCGUGCCCGAGUCCCCGGGGGCAUCGCUGCCCAUCCCGGGGGGCGCCCCCUGGGCCGGCGCGCUCCUGGCCGGCGCCCAGCAGCGAGCGAGGCGCCUCGGCCGCCCCUCCUGAGCGCCCCUCUCUCCGCUCCGCUCCUCUCCCGCCAGAGCAGCGCCGCGCCGGCCUUCGCGGGGGGCCCCGUCUGCGCCCGGCCCCGGCCCGGCCCGACGGCGGCGGCGGCGGCGGCGGCGAAGGUUGCCCCGGAGACGUGGCUCGACUCGGCUUGGGCGGCCGCCGCGGCUCUCCUGCACGGCGGCGGCGGCGAGGACGAGGACGGCGCGGGCCCCGGACCGCAGCAGGGAGCUGGCGGGCCGGAUCACUUUGGCAGCUUGCCUUUUGCCCCUGAUGUGGAGGUCAGACCUGGAGACCAGUUGUCCACACAGAUCUACAGGAACAAGCAGCUUCAAGACACCCUGCUGCAGAAGGAGGAAGAACUGGCCCAGCUCCAAGCAGAGAACAGGCACCUGAAGCAGUUCCUCAGUUCCACCCUGGUCAGACAGUUGGAGGAAAAGGCCAAGAAGCUGCUGUGGCAGAACGGUCGGAAAGCUUGCGGCGCUUUCAAGAGGCACCUGAAAGCAGAGGGCCCCCACCCUCCUCGUGAGCCUCCCCCCGCGCCAAAGGCCAGGAGGAACCUCCUUGGGGACUUCUCUGCCUGCGAAGAGCAGCCCAGUGCCGACGUGGACGUUUGGGUCUUGAGGACCCUGGGAUUAAAAGACAUCAACACGAUCGAUGAGUCUUCUUCAGCUAACUACAGUGCCUUGACUUUGGACCCAGCUCCGGCCUCUUUCCUUUGUGGCCCAGCAGAGACGACAGACUUUGGCAUCAGCACCGGCCAGCCAGCUGUUUACAGGUGUGAUGCCUUGGCCCCCAUGGACAGGAGCCCAGCCAAUGCAAGGAAAGAGCCUCUGCCUGCUGCCCCACAGCUCCCGUCUUCCUUACCACACAGCAACACCCCACGGGCGUCCUGCGGCUUGCCCAGCUGCUCGGACAACAUCUCGCUGCCGAAAGCACACGUGGCCUUCACCACAUCCGUAAGCCCCCACUGCAAUGUGAAAACACACACCUUCCGCCAGGGGCAGGCCUUUGUGCGCCGAGACGAGGACGGGGGGUGGAAGCUGACGUGGGUGCCCAAGAAGCCCGAGUGA
Eublepharis macularius is the source of this 1284-nucleotide messenger RNA. It is a transcript of the gene GMNC, whose product is annotated as geminin coiled-coil domain containing. The record is from RefSeq and is a predicted model, not a curated record. Gene Ontology annotation, cellular component: nucleus. Lineage: Eukaryota; Metazoa; Chordata; Lepidosauria; Squamata; Eublepharidae. The transcript is spliced from 5 exons. Gene Ontology annotation, biological process: negative regulation of cell cycle; negative regulation of DNA replication. The coding region runs from base 1 to 1284 and encodes 427 amino acids.